Laetiporus sulphureus 93-53 is the source of this 957-nucleotide messenger RNA. RefSeq lists its product as uncharacterized. The coding region runs from base 1 to 957 and encodes 318 amino acids. The record is from RefSeq and is a predicted model, not a curated record. The transcript has a single exon. Lineage: Eukaryota; Fungi; Basidiomycota; Agaricomycetes; Polyporales; Laetiporaceae.
AUGCUUGCUUCAACGGGCACGAAACUUGAUGUACAAGUCAAGGCUUGCGGUAUGCCGGCUGUCCAUAGACAUAUUUUCAAUGAGCGUAUUCUGUUGGACUCCGUCGAAAGAGGCAGAUCGAGUGGCAAUCGACAGUCUAACGCCUCGAACGUCAAUGAUGCAGCAGAAGUCGGUGAGGGACAUCUACGGGGCCAGACGUCGUGGUCCGAUCCUGUCGAGGUGCACUCAACAAAUCCCGUACGAGGCACACGUAGUUGCGAUGACACUUCCGGAGGAGCCAAAGCCUGUCCUGCGGUCCAAAGUGAGUUCGGAAUGGAAGAGAAAAAUGCCUCCAUACCUUUGGGAAGUGCGAAGCCAUCUCCACAAGGGCUGGAACCAUUCUUCGAAGCGCCGAGUCCAUUACCACGCCAUACCGGUGGUGAUGAAUAUUCAUUGAGGCGAGAAAGCACGACAAGGGGCACCGACACGCGGGCUUCUAUUCCUCAGGAUGGGAGUAUAGGUGUCACGGAUCUCGGCUUCAUAUCAUGGGAAGGAAUCCCAUUGGCUGCAGCAAACUCAUCGACGCUCGUUUCGCCGAUCAUAAACGGCAUGGAGAGGGCUGACACGUCGCAAAUAUUGCAGCCAAUGCCAUUCGGUGAAGAGAACAUCCUCAUGAAUGGCAGCGAAGUGCUAAUCUCGCAUCGCGCGGUUGCUGAGAGUACUCAGAUGCACGGGUGGUCAGGUAUUCCAUCGCUGAAUAUGCCGGAUGAUGGCGAGCGGUAUCUGUCUUCGAUGCAAUUCUCCCGCUCCGAUGAUCAACCUUCAGCCCACGACAUCACCUGGGAUUACUCAUCCAAUAUCGCCAUGGAUGUUGACGACAUGGGGGCCGCCAUGCAUCGCUCAGCCAACGAGUAUAGCUUCAAUGUAGACGUUGGCGAAGGCGAUAUUGCUGCAAAGGUCAUAGCACGUAGCCUUUAG